Syzygium oleosum is the source of this 1065-nucleotide messenger RNA. RefSeq lists its product as uncharacterized. The transcript has a single exon. The record is from RefSeq and is a predicted model, not a curated record. Bases 135 to 788 code for a protein of 217 amino acids. NCBI's taxonomy places the organism in Eukaryota, Viridiplantae, Streptophyta, Magnoliopsida, Myrtales, Myrtaceae.
UUGAGACUCGCUAGGUUUGCCGAACCAAACACCCGAACCACCCCCUUAAGGCGGCGCUCCUCCCCCCAACUUCCCUUCUUUCUCUCUCUUCCGCCUUCGAGCUUUCUCUCUCUAGCCUCGAAGCUUCCCCGACAAUGGCGACCUCGUCCAGGACCAGAUCCAGCAGCCGGCACGUGCUGCGAUCCCUCUCCCCGUCGGGCCGGUACUACUCCCCCCUCGCGGCGGCGCAGGACUCGUCGCUCUCCGCCACCGCGUCGGCCUUCGCCUCCUCCACCAGCUCCAGCUUCUACUCCCGUCCCUCCAACGCCUCCUUCUUCAGCCGCCGGUCGUCGUCCCCGACGCGCGUCAACGUCUUCAGGUCGUCCUCCUCUUCUUCCUCGAUGUCCCCCUCCGUGCGGUUCUCCAUCGACCGGUCGACGUCCCCGGGCAGAUCCAUCGCCGUCUCCCCCAGGCACCACGUCAUCGGGAGCCGUGGCGGCCCGGCGAAGAAGACGUGCAUGUGCUCGCCCACCACCCAUCCAGGUUCGUUUCGCUGUAGCUUGCAUAAGAACUCCGGCGGCGGCGGCCACCACGGGCAGUCGGCGUCGUCCCCUUCCAACCGGCUCAACAUGAGGAGAUCCGCGAUGACGAACUCGCUGGUGCGGAUCGGCGGCGUCGAAGGCGAGCUGAUGAGGAGAUCCCUCACGGCCCUGAUCCGGCCGUCGUCGCACCACCAGCGGCGGCGCGGGGCGUUCGAGACCAGGCCGAGCCGGCUCUCCGUCAUGUCGAAGGCGGAGGAUCCGCGGUAGGAGAGCGGGCGUCUUUCAGGUCACAGGUUUUGUCAGUCAGCGAGCGAGCCAGCCGAUUCCGAAGGUACCGGAUCGGGCGGUGCCGGCCGAGUCAACUCGGCGAGCUCACCCUGCGAGUUAUUUGGCGACGGGGUUGCGGCGGAGAUCGGAACCACAACCACCUUCUUGUGUGUACAUAGUUGCUGAGCCAAUGUGAUGGCUGAGAUGGGCUGUUGAAGGAGAUUAAAAGAUUCUUUUCGGACAUUAAUUACAUUCAAUCGGACAGAUCUGAUAAUAA